AUAUCUUCGAAGACGUUUUUCUUUGUGUCAGUGUGUGUUCUGCUACCUGCUGUGGUUGUUUAUGGAUGUAGCCCGCUGCAGGCUUAUAAUUGUGUUUGUAGUUGUGUUGUGAGUUCAAUGUUCGAUUAUGGAGGACAGCACAGAAUCAGCAGCAGAAACGACAGUAGAGUCGGAGGAUUCAGAACUCACCAAGGCACCGCAUAGGGGUGAAGAGAUUAUGAAAGGGUUCCAGGUUAACUGGAUGGUAUUAAGAGAUGCUGACACUGGAAAAAUUCUGUGGCAAGGCUACCAAGAUUUAUCAGUACCAGAUGUCGAACAUGAAGCACGAGUUCCAAAGAAGAUCCUAAAGUGCCGAGCAGUCUCGAGAGAAAUAAAUUUUUCAUCUGCAGAAGCAAUGGAGAAGUUUAGAUUAGAACAGAAAGUGCUAUUUAAGGGACGAUGCCUAGAAGAAUGGUUUUUUGAGUUUGGAUAUGUUAUCCCGAAUUCUACCAAUACAUGGCAGUCUAUGUUUGAAGCAGCUCCUGAGUCACAGAUGAUGCCUGCUAACGUGCUGAAUGGCAACGUGGUCAUUGAAACGAAAUUCUUUGAUGAUGAUAUGCUUGUGUCAACUUCAAAAGUUCGCCUGUACUAUGUAUGAAACGUUGUACAUCGUGAUAUUACAAAGUGUGAGGUUACUAUGAGGCACUUUUUGAUGAGUUGUGGAAGAUGUGCAAAGAAACAAUUCCUCUUGAUUAUGGAUUUUAAAAAUGGACAGGUAUCAGAGAAAAGUGAACUUUCUCUUUCAGAUACUGUGAUUGUAUACAUUAUAGAUGAUAGUAAGAAGAACCAUGCACUAUUUUAUAUACAUGUAUAAAUAUAUGUAUUUCAGUGAUCUCUUGUAACUUCAGUGCUUGUGCUAUUUGCAGUAAUUGUAAAACAUAAAUGGUCAAGCAGAACUCUGUCCUUACAUGAGACACAAUUUGUGUUUGCAUCACUUCUCGGGGUAACAGAGGUUAGGUGCUUCUGUUGUUCAAAAGACAAAUACUGCAUAAGACACACUGGGGUACUAAUCCAUUGCUUUGGAUCUAUAAUGCAAGUAAUUACCUUAGAAAGUGAGGGGUGUGAACAGUUACCAACAAUUUGUGAUUCCAGACACAGUGGUACUGCAAACUAAAACCUUAUUACAAUGUGUUGGGAACAUCAUAAUAAAGGAUUUUAUUGUAUUUACUUUCAUAUGUGAAUGGAAGAAAAUAAUAUGAAUGAAAUUGUU
Schistocerca serialis cubense is the source of this 1249-nucleotide messenger RNA. It is a transcript of the gene PrBP, whose product is annotated as retinal rod rhodopsin-sensitive cGMP 3',5'-cyclic phosphodiesterase subunit delta. Gene Ontology annotation, biological process: sensory perception of light stimulus. The record is from RefSeq and is a predicted model, not a curated record. Gene Ontology annotation, cellular component: cytoplasm. Lineage: Eukaryota; Metazoa; Arthropoda; Insecta; Orthoptera; Acrididae. The transcript is spliced from 6 exons. The coding region runs from base 128 to 637 and encodes 169 amino acids.